This is a messenger RNA of Lagopus leucura (white-tailed ptarmigan), 3653 nucleotides long. RefSeq names its product spliceosome associated factor 3, U4/U6 recycling protein (gene SART3). The transcript is spliced from 19 exons. Gene Ontology annotation, biological process: RNA processing. The coding region runs from base 1 to 2805 and encodes 934 amino acids. The record is from RefSeq and is a predicted model, not a curated record. Lineage: Eukaryota; Metazoa; Chordata; Aves; Galliformes; Phasianidae. Gene Ontology annotation, molecular function: protein binding; RNA binding.
AUGGCGGCGGCGGGAGCCGAGGCGGCGGCGGCGGCGGAGGAGGAGAAGCGCAUGGCAGAGGGCGACCCCGAGUCGGGAGGCGAUUCGGAGGACGAGGGCGACUCGGAUUCGUCGGGCGACGGCGAGGAUGAGGAGAAGGAGAACGAGGCGGAGAUCCAACGGCUGGAGGAGCAGCUUUCCAUCAAUGCUUUUGACUACAACUGCCACUUGGAUCUGAUAAAGCUGCUUCGCCAGGAGGGAGAGCUGGUGAAGCUCAGAAGAGCUCGGCAGAAGAUGAGUGAACUCUUCCCACUUACUGAAGAAAUUUGGCUGGAUUGGUUGAAGGAUGAGAUAAAAAUGGCUUCUGAAAUCUCAGAGCGAGAGAAAGUUUAUGAGCUGUUUGAGAGAGCUGUGAAAGACUACAUCUGUCCUGAAAUUUGGCUGGAAUAUGCCCAGUAUUCAAUCGGUGGCAUUGGUCAGGAAGGGGGAAUUGAGAAAGUUCGCUCAAUAUUUGAGAGAGCAUUGACAGCAGUGGGGCUGCACGUGACGAAAGGAACAGCUCUGUGGGAAGCUUACCGUGAGUUUGAGAAUGCCAUCCUGGAGACAGCACAGCCAGCUCCUGGCAGCGUUCCGUCACCUGAGCAGCAGCAGAUGCUCUGCAGCCAGCUUGAGAGGAUCCACACGCUGUUCAGGCGCCAGCUGGGGAUCCCACUGUUAGAUAUGGAGGCUUCAUAUGCUGAGUAUGAGGAAUGGUCCGAAGAUCCGAUACCAGAAACAACAAUAAAGAGCUACAAAAAAGCUCUACAGCAGUUGGAGAAGUGUAAACCAUACGAAGAGGCACUGCUGGGUGCUGAGACACCGAAGCUAGCAGAAUACCAAGCUUACAUUGAUUUUGAAAUGAAAGCUGGUGAUCCAGCUCGCAUUCAGUUGAUCUAUGAGAGAGCUUUGGCUGAGAACUGCCUUGUACCUGACCUGUGGGCACGCUACAAUCAGUAUUUGGACCGGCAGCUGAAAGUGAAAGAGUUGGUUUUGUCUGCCCAUGACCGUGCUGUCAGGAACUGUCCUUGGACCGUUGGGCUCUGGAUUCAGUAUCUUUUGGCAAUGGAGAGGCAUGGAGUUGAUCACUGCAUUAUUUCUGACAUGUUUGAAAAGGCUCUGAAUGCAGGCUUUAUUCAGGCAACAGACUAUGUAGAAAUCUGGCAGGCAUAUCUUGACUACCUGAGAAGAAGGGUGGAUUUCACACAAGACUCCAGUAAAGAACUUGAAGAGCUGCGAUCUGCGUUUGCCCGUGCUGUGGAGUAUUUGAAACAAGAAGUAGAAGAGCGCUUCAGUGAAAGUGGAGAUCCAUCCUGUACUAUCAUGCAGAACUGGGCAAGGGUUGAGGCCCGCUUAUGUAAUAACAUGCAGAAGGCCAGAGAGCUCUGGGACAACAUUAUGACUAAAGGGAAUGCCAAGUAUGCUAACAUGUGGCUGGAAUAUUAUAACCUGGAAAGAGCUCAUGGUGACACCCAGCACUGCAGGAAGGCCUUGCAUCGAGCAGUGCAGUGCACAAGUGACUAUCCAGAGCACGUCUGCGAGGUGCUGCUCACACUGGAAAGGAUAGAAGGAACAUUGGAAGACUGGGAUGCAGCUGUUCAGAAAACAGAAAACAGAUUAGCUCGUGUUAAUGAACAGAGAGCAAAGGCUGCUGAGAAGGAAGCUGCUCUGGCAAGGCAGGAGGAGGAGAAAGCUGAGCAACGAAAACAAUCUCGAGCGGAAAAGAAAGCUUCCAAAAAGGCGAAGAAAAAUAGGAUUGGAGAAAAGCGCAAAGCAGAUGAUGAUGAUGAGGGUGAAUGGGGACAAGAAGAGGAAGAAGAGCAACCCAGCAAGAGACAUAAGGGAGAUGGUGAUGGUUUGCUUCUUGAAGAAGACAUGGAGCUGGAAACUGGGCUGUUUGGAAGAAGUGGACCUGAGAAACCAGAUCACUCCACAAACCAGAAGGAAAAGCCAUCCACCAGCCGAAAAGACGUCCCCAAAGUUCUGCAUGACAGCAGCAAAGACAACAUCACCGUCUUCGUCAGCAACCUUUCCUACAACAUGACAGAUCCUGAAGUAAAACUGAAAGAGCUCUUUGAGAGCUGUGGGGAGGUUGCUCAAAUCCGUCCAGUUUUCAGCAACAAGGGGACUUUCCGGGGCUACUGCUAUGUGGAGUUCAAGGACGAGAAGUCUGCUCUGCAGGCUCUUGGGCUGGAUCGUAAAGUCGUGGAGGGAAGACCCAUGUUUGUUUCUCCUUGUGUUGACAAGAACAAGAAUCCAGACUUCAAGGUGUUCAGGUAUAGUACUACACUGGAGAAACACAAGCUGUUUAUAUCUGGUCUGCCAUUUUCCUGCACUAAGGAGGAGCUGGAAGAUAUAUGUAAAGCCCAUGGGAAUGUGAGAGACAUUAGGCUGGUCACCAACCGAGCUGGAAAACCCAAGGGCCUGGCCUAUGUGGAAUUUGAAAACGAAGCCCAGGCCUCGCAAGCAGUGCUGAAAAUGGAUGGCCUGACAAUUAAGGAACACGUCAUCAAGGUGGCAAUCAGUAACCCACCUCUCCGAAAGCUGCCAGACAAGGCUGAGGCAGGCAGAGCCUCCCAGUUUGCAGUGCCACGGCAGAUUUAUGGAGCGCGAGGGAAGGGAAGGACACAGCUUUCCAUGAUGCCUCGAGCAUUGCAACGCCAGAGUAAUCCUGUGGCUAAGGCUGAGAAUGGGAUGGUCCAGAAUUCACCAGCAACUUCGUCUGAAAGCACUGAGGAGCCUAAAAAGAUGUCCAACGCUGAUUUUGCCAAGAUGCUGCUGAACAAGUGAGCAAAUGGUCAGCAAUCAGCUGAGCUGGUAAAAUGUGAAAUGCCUUUAUGGAAGCCAUGUUGUGUCCUUAUGCUAGCAAGGAGAGAACGCCAGUCACAAUCACAUGUAAAUACUGUUCUGGACUACUGCAUUCAUUAAGAUCAGUGUAGGAUGGAACAAAUCCACUUUCCUCUGUUUUUUAAGAGCAAAGAGUUAUACUACGUUCUGGUAAAAUGGCGUUAUGUGAUUCCUCAUAUUGAGGGUAAUGAGGGGGAAACAUUUCCUGUACAGGUUGGAUGCCACACCGUUUUCUGAAUACUUUACAGAUAUUUCUCUUUCAUUAAAGAAUGAGAUGCCAUGUGAAGGCCUAGCCAUAACCUGGUUGAGAUCCACUGGUCAGAAGCUCAGAUUGUGAUUGCAGUCAUUCUCUCUGACGACAGACCCGUUUUACACCGAAACAUGUUCACACCUUGAUCUCCUUCCAUUAAGAGUUAGAUGGCAAAUGCUAGUAACUUCACCACAAUGGCCUAUUUUAGUAUUGGGAGAGUUUCUAUACAUUUCUGUGUAUAUGUAUAUACACAAUAUACAUAUAUAUGUAUUCAGUUAAUGUUCUGUUCAAGUUGACCCGUUUUUUAUAUUGUGUAUUUGUAAAAGACAUUCAGAUUAUUUUUAAGUGUCAUGAGAUAAUACUUAGACCUGGUAUUUUUUCCCCAUGAAAGCUGUACAUGCUCUUGCUGAGGACCAUUUUUUUGUUAGUUGUUUUUUUGCUAGCUAGUUCAUCUAUCUUUUGCAGGUGGUUUCUGUAUGGUUUUGUACAAAUGUGAAGUGCACGCUGAAGUUUCACAGUUUAUUAAACUCAAGUUCUCAAA